UGUCCAGGGGAGGUUGAUGUUGAAUUUUAGUAAAAUUUAUCAUUUUGGUGUAUUGAUUUAAUGUGUGUUAUAUAGCAUUGGUUACGCGAAAAACUGCAAAUGAUUAUGAAACUGCUUUUGGUGUGCGCGGUGGCCGUGGUGACCGGGGUGCCGCUGCAUGACGACAUCACGCCUACCAGAGGGGAAUCCUGCGGGUACGACAGUUGCAAGGACUAUGACCCCAACGUGUUAAAUGUGCACAUCGUUCCCCACACGCACGACGAUGUGGGAUGGCUCAAGACCGUCGACCAGUAUUAUUAUGGCAGUCAAAAUACCAUACAAAAAGCUGGUGUUCAAUACAUAUUGGAUUCUGUGGUCAAGGAGUUGUGGGAAGACCCAAAACGGAGGUUCGUGUAUAUAGAAACAGCAUUCUUCUGGAAAUGGUGGACCAAGCAGCCAGAUUCCGUCCGCCACAAGGUCCACACUCUCGUCCGCCAAGGCCGGCUGCAGUUCGAGGGGGGCGCUUGGAGCAUGAACGACGAGGCCGCAACGCAUUAUCAGUCCACUAUAGAUCAAUUUACUUGGGGACUUAGCAAGCUGAACGCCACGUUCGGUGAAUGCGGACGUCCACACGUCGGCUGGCAGAUCGAUCCAUUCGGUCAUUCCCGGGAGUUGGCCUCGCUGCUCGCAGCCAUGGGCUACGACGGAUUGUUCCUCGGCAGACUUGAUUAUCAGGACAAGUCGAAUAGACUUGGUAAGAAGACCAUGGAGAUGCUUUGGCGUGGGGACGACGAUUUGGGUAAAUCGUCAGACAUUUUCACUGGAGCCCUGUACAAUACAUACUCUCCCCCGCCCGGGUUUUGUUUCGAUGUCUUAUGUUCCGACGAACCGAUCAUUGACGAUCCAACAUCGCCUAUUUACAAUGUCGAUGAGAGGGUGUCCAAGUUCAUCGACAUAUGCCGCAACAUGUCCACAGCCUACAAAACAAAUAACAUUUUAAUAACUAUGGGAGAAGAUUUUCAUUACCAAGACGCGGCGAUGUGGUUCCACAACCUGGAUCAACUUAUUAUACAUUCCAAUAUGAAAUCUGCCCAGGAAGGAUUGAACGUGAAACUAUUUUAUUCUACACCUAGUUGUUAUUUGAAAGCAGUUCAGGAAGCAAAUCCAACUCUCCCAACGAAGCAAGAUGACUUCUUUCCAUACGCGAGCGAUCCGAACGCUUACUGGACAGGUUACUUCACGUCGCGACCCACAACAAAGUAUUUUGAACGGGAAGCGAACAGCUAUUUGCAGAUGGUGAAACAGCUGCAAGUGUUGGCUAACUUGGAAAAGCAUAAUCAAUUCGUGAUUGAUGAACUCAAAAGCGCAAUGGGCGUCAUGCAGCAUCACGACGCCAUAACCGGCACGGAAAAGCAGCACGUGACUCACGAUUAUGAACGCUUGUUGAACCAGGCCGUUGACGACGCCUUGAUCGUUGCCAGACAGGCACUCAAUAAAUACUUACAAGGUGAUCCUUUGAAGCCGCCUCUGCUUAGCUUUGAAAGGUGUCGGUUCAACGAAUCUAGUUGUUACACUUCUGAGCAUAGUGAGCAGUUUAUCAUUGCUGUAUACAACCACUUAGCUUGGGAGGUGUCUGAGGUCAUUAGGAUUCCUGUUAUGGAAGGAAGUUAUGAAGUUUACGACCCGAAUGGCGAUAAGAUCACAUCGCAGUUAGUCGACAUACCCGCCGCGGUGCAAUCGAUACCCACCCGCAAAUCGAGGGCAACACACGAAAUCUUCUUCAUCGCCAAACUCGACCCAGUCUCAUACAAAACAUUUUACAUAAGGAAAACCAAUCGUAACAAACGUUCAGCUUACGAUUCCAAAAAUCUGAACGCAUAUGCCAAUAUCAAUGAAUAUUGGAACGAUAUUAAACAGACAGUUGUGAUUGAUAUUAAAAAUCGACAUGAGGCGAAACAAGAGAAACCUGUAUUCAUACCUUUAUACGAGUCAAUAAGUAAUAACAUGAACGUACCUAAAGAAGACGCACAAUUAUUCGACGCUUCCAUUUUAGACGACGAUAUUGAUAGAACAAAAGAAAUCGAUCAAUUGGUUCAAAUUAUUCAAGAACACAAGAAAAGGAAACCCAAUCAAGUUCAGUUAAAGGCGAUUGUUGAUGAUGACAUGGGGAUGUUAGGUGAUGAUCCGAUGGUAGUCAACAGUUAUCCUGAGGAGAAUGAGUUGCCUAACAAGGCGUUUUCUUGGGCUCAUAGUUUGCCCAAAGGUGUGCAUUUACUAACAGUUGAGCCUUGGAGAGAAAAGUCUUUAUUAUUGAGGCUGGAAAACUAUUUGGAGAUCGGAGAUCAGGAGAACACUACAGUAGAGGUCAAUCUAGAUGCGAUAUUUAAAGAUCUAACAGUUAAACGUGCGAGUGAAACGAUGUUAGCUGCCAAUUUGUGGGUAGAUGAAAAGAGGAAGUGGUCUUGGAACAAAGAGAAUGGAUUUUCGGUGAACUUUAAUGAAGCAUAUGGAGAAUUUAACAACGUGGAAAAGUCUAAUGACGAAGACGAAGAUAUUCAUGAUGACGGCUUGUUGAUUCGCCUUAAGGCGAAGCAAAUUAAAACUUACGUUGUUGAUUUUGAUUAUAAUUAA
Messenger RNA from Hyposmocoma kahamanoa, 2610 nucleotides. RefSeq names its product lysosomal alpha-mannosidase-like. Gene Ontology annotation, biological process: mannose metabolic process. Gene Ontology annotation, cellular component: lysosome. Lineage: Eukaryota; Metazoa; Arthropoda; Insecta; Lepidoptera; Cosmopterigidae. Gene Ontology annotation, molecular function: carbohydrate binding; alpha-mannosidase activity. The record is from RefSeq and is a predicted model, not a curated record.